AUGAAAUUCUUCAACAUUUUUGUUCUUCUUUCAUUGGUUGCAUUCUCCCAAGGAACCGUCUACUGGAUGAAGUAUAUGGAUUUGGUUCAAGUUCAGGCAAACUUGAUCCUCUUUGUCCAUUCACAUUACGAUACUGCUCUUCUCCGCGAGCUUCUUAGCUCUGGAAAUAAUAUUGACCGCUACCUAGCUAGACACCCAAAGAAAGUCAUGUUUGCUCAAGUCCAAUCAGCCCAAGGAUUGAUGGGUAAAGUCAUCACUGGAAUUGUCCUUGUCCACGAUGAAGGUAAAUCUUACCAUGCCAAAUUGCAUAUGAUCCCGAGUGUCAGCAGCCCGACAGGAUAUAAGAUCGACAAGGCCAUCGUGUGCAAAGAUGAGGAAUGCCAAGAGGAAUAUGAAGAUUGA
Messenger RNA from Caenorhabditis briggsae, 402 nucleotides. Lineage: Eukaryota; Metazoa; Nematoda; Chromadorea; Rhabditida; Rhabditidae. The record is from RefSeq and is a predicted model, not a curated record. Bases 1 to 402 code for a protein of 133 amino acids. The transcript is spliced from 3 exons.